Magnusiomyces paraingens is the source of this 390-nucleotide messenger RNA. RefSeq lists its product as uncharacterized. Gene Ontology annotation, cellular component: Vps55/Vps68 complex; endosome. The coding region runs from base 1 to 390 and encodes 129 amino acids. The transcript is spliced from 2 exons. Gene Ontology annotation, biological process: late endosome to vacuole transport via multivesicular body sorting pathway. Lineage: Eukaryota; Fungi; Ascomycota; Dipodascomycetes; Dipodascales; Dipodascaceae. The record is from RefSeq and is a predicted model, not a curated record.
AUGAACGUCAGUCCUCUAUAUAAGAUUAUCGCGCUGUCUACUGUUCUAGCCGCAGGCUUCAUUCUCAUCAUUCUCUCAUGCGCACUUUUCAACAACUGGAUACCACUGUCAGUAGUCGGUCUGUUUCUGAUAGCUCCCAUUCCAAACGGUAUUUGCGGCCAAUACCAGGCUCACGAUGAUUUCAUGAGCGAAUCCACAAACACAAUUGUCGAUUUCGGUCGGUUUUUCACAGGAUUUUUGGUCUUAAGCGGUGUUGCUCUGCCUAUUGUGCUGGCCCAUAAUAACAUCAUUGGAACACCCGCUAUGAUCAUGUCCCUGGUAGGUGGUUCAUUGAUUUACUUAACGAUUAUCACAUUCCGCUCAUUUUUCCAUGAGCCUGAAGAUUUUUAG